UACUUCUUUGUAAUAUAAAUUGUUUCGAAUGAACUUUUUGAAUAGAAAAUAACCGACUCUUUGUUCUGUAUCGAUUCAGUGCUUAAGUGCCCGUGGAUGUUUUAGAGGAUGCUUUUGUUCGUGUUAAUGUUUGGACAACCUGCUGGAUUCCUAAUAUACUUAUGCAUGUUUAUUCACAAGAUUUUUUUAUUUGCGACAAAUAAUUGGAGCCAGAGCCACGGAUAUGCUGCGUUUAGCUCAGCUAAUCAUAUGUAUUUACGUGGUCAUUGUAGUCAUUGAUGCGUUCAGCGGACUGCCCCAGUUUGACAGCGGCUGGUUGCCGCUAGAGGCGCAGUCAAAGAACUGCACCCUGCAGGUACCGCAUGGACUGGGCCAGGUACCGCGCCUCGUAGAAGUCCAGGUGAAGUCUAUCGAGGAACCCAAUCUAGGAUUUAUAUUCAAGGCAAUAGGAAACGGAGAAAGGGAUGAUGACCUCAAUGAACUCUAUGGUGGUGCCAUAUACAUAUACAACGCCAUCGACGUGGUAGUGUUCUUACCAAAUAAAUACAACCAUUAUGCAGUGGGAGCAGGAAUUAACACAGGACAGUCGCCAUAUUGGAUUGGACCUAACAUUCAGACGUCCAGACAGGUAAACGUACGGGUGCGCUGCUGGCUGGAAACAGCGCUUCCGGUCCCUUGUUACGUGACUUCGAGUACAGUUUUCAUGAAGGCCGGAUCCAAAAAUCCCAACGAGACGUUCUUAGAGCUUCACCACCAGAUAUCAAAGUGCCCCGACAUCGUGAAGGUUCGUGCGCGUCUUACCGACGGACUAGAUGCCGGGUACUAUACCGAUGCCCAAGGGACAACCUUGUACAACAAAGGCAAUGAAACAAGUGGUCUGAAGUUCGGCUUCAAUGACGUAACAGUUCGAGUAUGGGCGCCAUAUCGGGGAAAUGUGCUGUUCACGCGAUAUGAUGGCUGGGGAUUAAAUCCCUUGCCUGCAUCAGCGAGUUCUGCAUACCUUGACGCCAUAGCUUGGUGUGACGUCACGGAUUCAUACGUGUUCAGCCAGACAAUUGCGUUAAACAACAAUUCUUCUGGUUCUGCGGUUGAGAUAAACGUACCGGAAACACGCGUGGAGUUGGAGAAUUUGUUAAUAUAUGCGUUGAUAAAAGUUACCACAGGGCCGAAUGAAGGAUUCUUGUUUGAAACGGUGGGCAGUGCGAUGACAAACUCCCUCAUUCCAAGAUCCACGUGUUCUUAUGGAGGGGUCGUGACUGCGUUUAACGGCUCAACGCUGAGGGUGUGGCACCCAACUUAUCUCGGGGCGUUUGUCUGCAUCGCGGACUCGAUGGGCAACGGAAAUUACAGCCAAGGAGCUAAGGAAGGGGACAUGAUAUUUAGGAUUAUGUCCACUCUGAUUCAAGAUUAGGACAGAAAAACGCAGCCAACCUUUGUAAGCAGCCACUACGAACGGUUCGAUGACACAGCGUACAAUUCUACAGCAGUAUUAACCAAGUUUGCUGCGUCAUUAUUGUCAUGCGUCAGUUCCUGUCGACAGAAAAAUGCAUGCGCGCUCGUGACCUUCAGUUCGAUUCAAGUGUGCAAGAUGUUCAAGGUGAAGGAUUAUGCGCACAAGUACCACGAGGUCGGAACAUCACUAUGCUCAUUAACGACACGGAUGUUCCAAUGAUGCUCUUAUAUUACAAACAUUAGGUUAAUGUUUUUCAGCAAUUCCCGUUUUUAAUAAUUUAUAUAUAAUUUUGGUUUGGAGGAGCAAUCAUGGACAGGGAUGUUGAAGCAAACGAAUUUAAUGCUUUCAAAUGUCAAUUAACCAAAACGUGAAAAGGUCCCUUUCACAUCAUACCAAUGUUUUGUAAAUGCACAAUGAUUUGUUUGCCAUGUAUUUACGAGUGUCCAAAUAAUGAACAGUAGUUCACGGCAAAAUAAGACCUUGUUUCAGGGUGAAACGUUUAUUGUGGUAUUCAUUGUUUUUACAAUAAUUUAUUUUUAAGACACCCAGCGUUGAAACUACUAGUGGUGCCAUUUUUGCCUCACACAGGGGCGUUGGAAGCAAAUUACA
Messenger RNA from Dreissena polymorpha, 2062 nucleotides. RefSeq lists its product as uncharacterized. The record is from RefSeq and is a predicted model, not a curated record. The coding region runs from base 224 to 1411 and encodes 395 amino acids. Lineage: Eukaryota; Metazoa; Mollusca; Bivalvia; Myida; Dreissenidae. The transcript has 9 exons.